AUGCCUGAUAUUCCUGACAUUCCAGAAAUUACUGACAUUCCGGACAUUCCUCACAUUCCAAACAUUCCUGACAUUCCAGACAUUCCUGACAUUCCGGAAAUUGCAGACAUUCCUGACAUUCCAGAAAUUCCAGACAUUCCUGACAUUCCCGACAUGCCUGACAUUCCAGACAUGCCUGACAUUCCAGAAAUUCCAGACAUUCCUCACAUUCCAAAAUUUCCUGACAUUCCAAAUAUUCCUGACAUUCCAGAAAUUCCAGACAUUCCUGACAUUCCAAACAUUCCUGACUUUCCAAAUAUUCCUGACAUUCCUGAAAUUCUAAAGAUUCCUGACAUUCCUGACAUUUGUACCGGUUUGAUCAGGCUUGAUCCGGCUUUGAUCUUUGUCGGCACC
Messenger RNA from Octopus sinensis (East Asian common octopus), 393 nucleotides. Its product is annotated as IgA FC receptor-like. The record is from RefSeq and is a predicted model, not a curated record. NCBI's taxonomy places the organism in Eukaryota, Metazoa, Mollusca, Cephalopoda, Octopoda, Octopodidae. The transcript has a single exon. The annotation marks the transcript as partial.